AUGCGAGGAUGGAAAAAGGAGGGGACAGCGCCCAUGAGAAAUGCCCAUGGGAAGCUGCCUCUGCCCCUCUGGAGGAAGGGGAAACAGAGAAGUAAAAGGACACUCUAUCAGGGUCACCCUAAAUCCUUUCUGGGGAGGAGGACCGGGGACUUACUGCAGCUCUUUCCUCCGUGGGGCCAGCCGUUGUGGGAGAUGCUGCCAAGUGCUGGUGUCUAUUACUUCCCCUGGGAGAUCAACAGCUCCAUCCCUGAGGGGAAGACACUGAGGACAUUUGGCAGGUUAUGCUGCUAUGACCUGGCCCGAUCUGAAGCUGUUCUCACCAUGCAGCACAACUCGGCUCAGUACCAAGUCUGUGUUGACACCAAGUUUGUGGAGCCAUUCCAAGCCCAAGUGGGAUCUUUCUACCUGGUCCUGGGAGAGGCUGAACACAGGGAAGAAACUUCCAGUCCUGUGGUAAAAGCACGAAUAUUGACCUGUGUGGAAGGGAUGAACGUGCCCCUGCUGGAACAAGCCAUACAGGAGCAGAGGAAAUACUUCAGUGAGAGGCAGGAGCAGGAGGAAAACAGCAUGUCCUGACAGCAGCUCCGAGGCUAGCCACACGAUGGUCCUUGCACUGCCAUUUGCAACAAAUGUGUUAAAAGUAAAUUAGGAGAUGUGUUUGCUGUGGCAAACAGCAAAGUCACUGAGCAGGGAAAUACAUGAAGACUGUGAGUCAAUGUGUGUGAUUGUGGGCUGUCCAUUCCUGCCCCAGGUGUCAUGACUGAAAAUAGCUCUGGGAAGCAGGUUUGUUGUUUGAAAGGGUGGCUAAGGAAAGGGAACACUUGGGUUAUACUGAUCCUUUCAUAAUGCACGACAUGAAGAAGUCAGAAGUCUGAAUCUGGAGUUAAGCAGCUCAGCUUUGGCAGAUGGGGGAAAAGGGCAUUAGCACAAAGUUCAUUAGCCCUGCCUGGCUGCAGGUCCAUGAGUGCCUUUGUUGGGGUACCCUGACUCAGCUGCCACACAGGAACAUUCCUGGCAAAACACUCAUGUAUCUGGUCUGACCAAAGAGACAAGAAGAACAAAGAGUCUAUUUCCAUUAGCACCUGCCUCAUCAGGUAGGAAGAACUUGUAUCUAAGGGGAGGAUUAAUUCUAUCCCUAAAAUAAAUAUUUGCAGUAUCCUGAGUACUUGACUUUCUUCCUUGACACAACUAAGUUUAAGAGACCUUAAAUCACUGUUUUUGAAGUAUCUAAAGAUUUCGAUUGAAAUGUUCCUAAAUAAAGAUGAAAAAAGAAGGCAGCCUGUCUUUUAUUG
This is a messenger RNA of Prinia subflava (tawny-flanked prinia), 1292 nucleotides long. It is a transcript of the gene TEN1, whose product is annotated as TEN1 subunit of CST complex. NCBI's taxonomy places the organism in Eukaryota, Metazoa, Chordata, Aves, Passeriformes, Cisticolidae. Gene Ontology annotation, biological process: negative regulation of telomere maintenance via telomerase. The transcript has 5 exons. Gene Ontology annotation, cellular component: CST complex. The record is from RefSeq and is a predicted model, not a curated record. Bases 1 to 576 code for a protein of 191 amino acids. Gene Ontology annotation, molecular function: single-stranded DNA binding; telomeric repeat DNA binding; telomerase inhibitor activity.